This is a messenger RNA of Epinephelus lanceolatus (giant grouper), 2607 nucleotides long. The record is from RefSeq and is a predicted model, not a curated record. Lineage: Eukaryota; Metazoa; Chordata; Actinopteri; Perciformes; Serranidae.
GUGGAGAGUUUAGGAACCAACCCCAGACAGAAAGCAGAGAGGACAGCAGAAUGGCCUGGGUUGCUCCUCUAAUCUAUUUGCACAUCACACUUUUUCUUUUUAUUCUGGAAAUGGGACAUGGUACUGAGGAGGACAGCAGAAUGCUGGGAGUUACAGCCCCAGGAGAUAUCAUCAUCGGAGGAAUCUUUCCCGUUCAUGAGGAUGUAGACAAAAUGAACAACUCCUUUGCACCCCACUUACAACCAUGUAUCAGGUGAGAUCUUUCAAACCUGGUGAAGGUGCUGGCUAUGAUCAAUGCCAUAGAGCUCAUGAAUAAAUCCCCUCUGCUGGCUGAUGUUAACAUCACUCUCGGCUAUCGUAUCCUGGACUCCUGCUCUGAUGUCAGCACAGCUCUGAGAGCUACAGCAGACUUCACCCAGCAGGCCGACUGCUACGCCGGAAGCAACACUUGUGACCAGCUGGUCAUGGCUGUUGUAGGGGCCUCUUACUCUGAAUUGUCUAUUGCCAUCGCUAGGCAACUGACACUCAAGAUGAUCCCUCAGAUCAGUUAUUCAUCAACUGCUGUAAUUCUAAGUGAUAAGAGCCGCUUUCCUGCCUUCUUGCGGACCAUUCCUAAUGAUGAGCAUCAGACAGCUGCUAUGGUCAGUCUGCUCAGCACCUAUGACUGGAACUGGGUCGGAGUAGUAACCACAGAUGGAAAUUACAGCCUAUCAGCUCUUGACCACUUUUUCUCCCAGGCUACUGAAAAGGGGAUCUGCAUGGCCUUCAAAUCAAUCCUACCACAAUCUGUAACUAGUCAGGAUGUGGGCUCUGCUAUCUCACAGACUGCCACAACCAUCCUCACCAACCCCAAGGUACAGGUGAUCGUGUCAUUUGCCAAGCCGACUCUCAUGAUGCACCUUUACCAGGAGCUUAAGAAUCAGACACUGAGAGCAGGACAGAACAUGGCGUCAAUGAGAAGAGUCUGGGUGGCCAGUGACAGCUGGUCCUCCUCCAGCUCUGUGAUAAAACACACAACUCUGGAGGACAUUGGACACAUUGUUGGCUUUACCUUCAAAAGUGGAGACCUGUCGUCAUUCAGUGAGUACCUGAGCAGACUGGAGGCAGCUGGACAUGACUACACAAGGAAUAACACCUUCAUGCAGGAAUUCUACAUGCGUCUAAAUGCCAGUGAAGGUUCUGGAGGAGCUGAGCUGGCAUCUAAAGCUGUGAAUACCCUUAGAAAACACAUUCAUGUAGACACUGUCUUCAGUGUUGAGAUGGCUGUGAGUGCCAUCGCUCAGGCUAUGGUGUCUAUCUGCAGGAGCAGAGACUGCCAGACACCAGGCACAGUUCAACCCUGGGAGAUAUGGACGAGUGUCAUCGAGUGGUCUCCUGAGGGCAGCUCCAGCUGCAUCCCCAAAGCCUUGCUCGUCUUCUCCUGGCAGGACGGCUUCGCUGUGGUCCUUCUGACCUUUGCUGCCCUGGGCAUCCUCCUGGCUCUGCUAGUGUCAGCUCUGUUUCUAAAUCAGCGUGACACUCCUGUUGUGAAAGCUGCUGGGGGGCCGCUGAGCCAGAUUAUCCUGUUCUCUCUAGUCAUCAGUCACAUUAGUGCCAUGCUGUUUGUAGGCCGGCCCAACAGUUUCAGGUGUAAGGCUCGACAGGUGCUCUUUGGCAUCAGCUUCACUCUGUGUGUCUCCUGCAUCCUGGUAAAGACCCUGCAGAUCCUGCUUGCCUUCCAGUUUGAUCCUGAGCUGCAGGAGAUUCUACGGAGGCUCUACCAGCCUUAUGUCAUUGUUAGCAUCUGUGUGGCCUUACAAGCAACUACCUGCAUCUGCUGGCUGGUCCUUAAAAGCCCAUUUAAUCACACCAUCAAGCAUCCAACCACUCUGCUGGAGGACUGUAAUGAGGGCUCAUAUCUGGCCUUUGGGGUGAUGUUGGGCUACAUAGCUGUUCUGGCUUUAGUGUGUUUCAUUUGUGCCUUCAAAGGCCGCAAACUGCCACAGCAGUACAACGAGGCCAAGUUCAUCACCUUCAGCAUGCUGCUCUACCUCAUCUCCUGGCUGCUCUUUGUUCCCAUCUACGUCACCACUUCAGGAGUGUACCUUCCAGCUGUGGAAAUGGUAGUCAUUCUCAUCUCCAACUAUGGCGUCCUCAGCUGUCAUUUCCUCCCAAAGUGCUAUAUAAUCCUUUUUAAGAAGGAACAAAAUACCAAGAGUGCUUUCAGAAAGAAUCUGUAUGAAUACUCCAACAAAACAGCAGUAGCUGUCUCUGUGUCUGCAGUGACAGACUGUAGGGACGUGAGUAGCUGCACAAUUUUGCACAAAGGUUUGAUCACACGACACUGCCUCAGAAGAACCAUCAGCAUAUAGACCAUUAACAAAUUGUUGCCAAAGAUUUAGAUAUAGAGACUCAUCGUACUGUGGAAGGACCUAUGUGGUGUUACAUGUACACUACUCAAGAUAUAUGACUUCAGUUCAGUUUUCUUCAUUAGACUUAUUUCCCCCCUACAUGGAUUUCAUCCCAGAUUCUCAUCCCUUUGUUUUAGAUGUGGUCUAGUUGGCGGCACUUUUCUUCAUUUUCUUCAUUGCACCAACUACAAGACUUUUGGCAUCUCACUCAACUCAA